UCAUUGCACAACAUAAUUAUUCUGUACUUGCUUAUAUUUAGUGUUCGGGGAUUUUUAUUUGCACAAAUCUAAGCUUCCUCUGUUCUCUGUCAUGGCUCGUUCACUCUCUGGUGACACAGAAGUUCAGACCUCUCGCGAUUCAAGCAGCAAUCGCGGUGGCUGGAGAACUUUUCCAUUCAUGAUCGCUACGUUGUUAGGCCUGUCCAUAGCUUCAUUCGGAUGGGUAAUGAACUUAGUCGUCUUCCUAAUCGAUGUAUUCAAUAUCAAGAGCAUCGCUGCUACGCAGAUUUCAAAUAUUGUUAAUGGAUGUGUGAGCAUGUUGCCUGUUGUUGCAGCGAUACUAGCUGAUUCUUUCUUCGGAAACAUUCCCGUCAUCUCGGUCUCUGCCUUCAUAUCUCUGCUUGGUAUCCUUCUCUUGACCUUGAUCACAUCUUUGGACUACUUGAGACCUCCACCGUGUCAAACGGGGUCAAGUCUAUGCCAACCGCCAUCACAACUCCAGCUCGGGAUCUUGUAUGCAGCCUUAGCUCUAGUGAUCAUUGGAUCAGCUGGGACGCGGUUCACCUUGGCAUCCGCGGGUGCAAACCAAUAUGAGAAACCUAAAGAACAAGGAAGCUUUUUCAACUGGUACUUCCUCACACUAUACUCUGGAGCUAUUACUGGCGCAACAGCAAUUGUAUAUACACAGGAAAAUGCUAGCUGGGAACUUGGUUUUGGUCUUUGUGCCAUCGCUAAUCUGAUCAGUUUCAUCGUUUUCGUCUCUGGGAAGAGAUUCUACAAGCAUGAUAAACCCAUGGGAAGUCCCUUCACAAAUCUGAUCCGCGUUGUAGUCGCUGCUACAGCAAAAAGGAAGGCUGUAAUUUCAUCCAGAGAAGAAAACUAUCACCAUGGGCUUGGAAGAGAGAGCAAGACGUCUGUGGCAAUGCCCUCCCAGAGCUUCAGCUUCUUUAACCGUGCAGCAUUGAAAACCGAAGACUACUCUGUUAAUAACAUGUGGAGGCUAUGCUCAGUGCAAGAAGUAGAAGAUUUCAAAGCCGUUUUCCGGGUUCUUCCUCUGUUGCUCGCCAUCAUUUUCGUUAGUACUCCCAUGUUGUUCUCUGCCAUGGCUGAUUCAAACUCUGGUGACACAGAAGCACAUCGCUCUAGCGAUCCAAGCGGAAAACGUGGUGGCUGGAUCACUUUACCGUUCAUGCUCGUUACAUUGUUUGGCAUGUCCGUAACUUAUUUCGGAUGGGUAAUGAACUUGAUCGUCUUCUUGAUGGAGGAAUUCAACAUCAAGAGUAUUGCUGCUGUUCAGAUUUCAAAUAUUGUCAAUGGACUUGUCAACAUGUUGCCUGUUGUUGCUGCCAUCAUAGCCGAUUCCUAUUUUGGGAACAUUCCCGUCAUUUCGGCCUCCGCAUUCAUUUCUCUGACUGGAAUCUCUCUCUUGACCUUAAUCACAUCUUUGGACUAUUUGAGACCUAGACCAUGUGAAACGGGGUCAGUUCUAUGCCAAUCGCCAUCAACACUACAUCUUGGGAUCUUGUAUGCAGCCUUAGCUCUAGUGAUCACUGGAACAGCUGGGACGCGGUUCAUCUUGGCAGCCGCUGGUGCGAACCAAUAUAAGAAACCUAAAGAGCAAGGAACCUUCUUCAACUGGUACUUUUUCGCAUUUUAUGGUGGAGCGAUUACUGGCACCACAGCAAUUGUAUAUGCACAGGACAAUGCUAGCUGGAAGCUUGGUUUCGGUCUCUGUGUCGCUGCUAACUUGAUCAGUUUCAUUGUUUUCGUCGCCGGGAAGAGACUCUACAAUUAUGACAAACCUUUGGGAAGUCCUUAUACAAGUCUAAUUCGCGUUUUAGUCGCUGCUACAGUGAAAAGAAAGGCUGUGAUUUCAUCGAAACACGAAGACUAUCAUCAGCGUGGUCUCGGAAAUGAGGCCAAGACUUCUUCUGAAAUUCCCUCCAAGAGCUUCAGGUAAAAACCAAAACGUUUUCUGAUUCAUGUAACAUAAACAUAGAGCUAAAAGAGUUUUACGUGUGCAGGUUCUUGAACCGUGCAGCAUUGAAGACCGAAGACGAAGAAGAUUUAAACCCGAGUAGUGACACAAUCAAUAACGUAUGGAGACUAUG
This is a messenger RNA of Arabidopsis arenosa, 2111 nucleotides long. Lineage: Eukaryota; Viridiplantae; Streptophyta; Magnoliopsida; Brassicales; Brassicaceae. The record is from the annotation of a GenBank genome assembly.